AUGAAAGUUAAUAUCUUUUUCUUAUUAAUUACAUUUGUUAAUAGUCAGCAGCAUGAUUUUUUUUCCAAUCUACCUCGUGUUGGAUCAUCAGGUAAUUAUACAACUGAUCGAUGUGUAGAGAUUGCUCCUACACGUUUAUGUGCAUCAAUGCCAUGGAAUAUGACGAUUUAUCCUAAUCAUCUUGAACACAUACUACCAGAGGACGCUGAUAAUCAUUUGUCAUAUUUUCUUCCAUUAGUUAAAAUUAAAUGUUCAAAAUUUAUACAAUAUUUUCUAUGUAGUCUUUAUACACCAGUAUGUACUACAGUACCAAAAUUAAGUGCUCUUAAACCAUGUCGAGCAUUAUGUGAAGAAUCUCGCGAUGGUUGCGAAUCUGAAUUGAAACGAUUUGGCUAUUCAUGGCCGCUACAAUUUCGUUGCGAUGAAUUUCCUACUAACGAGCCAUGUGUUAGUACACCCACAAAAAAUCAUAAUUCAGAAGUAUUAUUAUCAAAAGGUAUUGAGGAUUUAGAUGAUUCAUGUUCAGACCAGUAUCGUACAAUAAUCAAUGAUUUUAAUUAUAAAUUUGAUUAUAAACCAAAUUGUGCUAUGCCAUGUAAUCGUAGUUUAUUUGCAACUACACAAGUGAAUUAUAUUCGUCAGUAUGUUGGUGUAUUAUCAAUUCUAUGUCUAUUAUCAACAUUAUUUACAAUAAUGACUUAUUCAAUUGAUUUAUCACGCUAUCGUUAUCCAGAACGACCAAUAUUAUUUUUAUCUAUCUGCUAUUUUGCUCUUGCAUGUGCAUAUGUUGGUGGUUUUGUUGAUUACUAUUUCGGUUCGAAUAUAGUUUGUAAUCCAGAAAAUUUUUCACUAUCAAAAGACACAAGAUUUCUUGUACAAGGUACACACAAUCGAAUAUGUGUAUUAACAUUUUUACUGAUUUAUUAUUUUGGUAUGGCAUCAAUGAUAUGGUGGGUUAUAUUAACGUUAACAUGGUUUCUAGCGGCUGGCUUGAAAUGGGGACAUGAAGCCAUUGAAUCCCAAUCGGCUUACUUUCAUCUUGCAUCAUGGGGUAUUCCAGCUUGUUUAAGUGUCAUAUUAAUAAGUAAACAUUCAAUUGAGGGUGAUUAUUUAACAGGUGUUUGUUAUACUGGUUUAACAGAGCCCAAUGUUCAACUUGGCUUUAUUAUUGUACCAAUAUGUACUUUAUUAUUUGUUGGCUUAUGUUUUCUUCUAGGCGGUUUUAUAUCUGUAUUUAAAAUUCGAACAGUUAUGAAACAUGAAGGAACAAAAACAGAUAAACUUGAACGUUUCAUGGUACGCAUUGGAUUAUUUAGUGUAGUUUAUAUCGUACCACAAUUGAUAUUAAUAAUAUGUUUAUUUUAUGAACAACAUAAUUAUUUCUAUUGGUUAAAAACAUGGAAACAUGAAGAAGACUUUUGUUCGAAUCCUAUGCAUUGUCAAUUAAAUGAAAAUAGAAAAUUUCGACCACGUUAUGAAUUAUUUAUGAUUAAAUAUACAUGUAUGUUAGCUAUCGGUAUAAUAUCAUCGGGUUGGGUUUUAAAUGGUAAAACAAUGGCAUCAUGGAGAAUUUUCUUUUCACGACAACGACGAAGUUCAGGAUCAGAACUUUUGUAA
Rotaria socialis is the source of this 1617-nucleotide messenger RNA. Lineage: Eukaryota; Metazoa; Rotifera; Eurotatoria; Philodinida; Philodinidae. The record is from the annotation of a GenBank genome assembly.